This is a messenger RNA of Beauveria bassiana ARSEF 2860, 2568 nucleotides long. Its product is annotated as phospholipase PldA, putative. NCBI's taxonomy places the organism in Eukaryota, Fungi, Ascomycota, Sordariomycetes, Hypocreales, Cordycipitaceae. Gene Ontology annotation, biological process: cell motility; phosphatidic acid biosynthetic process; intracellular signal transduction. The transcript has 4 exons. The coding region runs from base 1 to 2568 and encodes 855 amino acids. The record is from RefSeq and is a predicted model, not a curated record. Gene Ontology annotation, molecular function: D-type glycerophospholipase activity.
AUGACGGGGUCCGGCGAAAAGUCCGAAUCCGGCGGCAAUGUCUUUUCGAGUUUUGUGGGCGAUAUGAGGGAGAAGCUUCACGAUUCGAAGCUCCACGACGUCAAAGUGGCCCUCCACCACAAGAGAGCUCAGAUUGGUAAAAUUGGCAAUAUAUUCAAUGCGAAUCAUCGCCACGACGAAGCCCACGAGCAAGAAUGCGAUGAUAAACGAACUGCCACCUGCGAGUCUCACCGCUUCCAGUCCUACUUUCCUGAGCGAGAUGGUAACCUUAUUAAAUGGUAUGUGGACGGGCGUGACUACUUUUGGGCCGUCUCGGUCGCCUUGGAACAAGCUACAGAGUCCAUCUACAUCGCCGAUUGGUGGCUGUCGCCAGAGCUAUUCCUGCGCAGGCCCCCGCACUACAUGCAGGAAUACCGUCUGGACCAGAUACUGAAGCGCAAGGCCGAGGCUGGUGUCAAAAUAUUCGUCAUGGUCUACAAGGAAGUCGAGGCCGCCUUGACUUGCAACUCCAUCCACACCAAGCACGCCCUUCAAGCUUUGUGUCCCGAGGGUAGCCCCGGCCACGGCAACAUUCGCAUCCUGCGCCACCCCGAUCACAAUCCGUUUGAAAAUGUCGCCGAUACAACCAUGUACUGGGCUCAUCACGAGAAGUUCAUCGUCAUCGACUAUGCAAUUGCAUUUAUUGGCGGUCUCGAUCUCUGCUUUGGUCGCUGGGACGCAAACCAUCAUCCGCUCGCUGAUGUCCAUCCCGAAGGUGUGACUGAAGAAAUUUGGCCCGGACAAGACUUCAAUAACAAUCGCGUCAUGGACUUCCAAAAGGUUCAGGACUGGCAGCAAAAUGAGCUAAGCAAGGCAGAGUACGGCCGCAUGCCGUGGCACGACGUCGCCAUGAGCGUCAUUGGCCCAUGCGUGUACGACAUUGCUGAGCAUUUUGUUCUGCGGUGGAACUUUACCAAGCGUGACAAGUACAAGCGCGAUGAGCGUUACGACUGGAUUAUUUUGGAGGGUCGUGAAGGCGAAAACGAAGACAUUGUCGGCGUGCAGCGACCGAAGCAUCCCUGCGGCGACUACGUCAAGCAUCCUCUCACGCCUCUUGCAACCAAGAACCUCGAAAACAGAGGCACUGUUCACGCCCAGCUUGUCCGCUCCAGCGCCGAUUGGUCAAGCGGUAUCUUGACUGAUCACUCUAUCCAGAAUGCCUACAGCGAAAUCAUCCGCAACGCUCAGCAUUAUGUCUACUUGGAGAAUCAAUUCUUCAUUACUGCCACUGGCGAGCAUCAGAGCCCAAUUCACAACACGAUCGGCCGAGCCAUGGUCGACGCUGUACUCAGAGCCGCCAAAGAGCAGCGCAAGUUCCGCAUCAUCAUCUUGAUUCCGGCUAUUCCUGGUUUUGCCGGUGAUCUUCGCGACAAUGCUGCAUCCGGCACUCGAGCAAUUAUGGACUAUCAAUACAAGUCCAUCUGUCGCGGGGAGCACUCAAUCUUUGAGCAGAUCAAGGCGCAGGGUGUUGAUCCCAAACAGUACAUCUUCUUCUUCAAUCUGAGAUCAUACGAUCGCCUCAAUAGGAGCGAGGCACUCGUAGAGGCAGAAAAGAAGUCUGGUGUCAAAUAUCAGGACGUGCAGCGAGCGGAAGCCGAGGAAAUCAUGAAGGAGGGCAUUCAUGGUACCAAUGACCCCAACCACGGUGAGAGAGAUGAGCACAUGGGCACCCUUGAGCAACAGAAAUCCAAGGAAAAGGCGGACGCUUAUGAAGAAGCCAUGGAGGCAAAACGCAAAUUCGAGGCAGCCAUGCCAGAAGAAAAAGACACAAAGCUGCCCUCGCUAGCGCACCAUGCGAUGGCUGGUCAGGGCUCCCUUGCCGAGGAACCUUGGGACGAGGUUGACGACCAGGAGUUGGAAAUUCAAAACUGGAUCCAGGAAGAAUUGUACAUUCACUCGAAACUCCUCAUUGCCGACGACAGGGUUGUCAUUUGCGGCUCCAGCAACCUAAACGAUCGCAGCCAGCUCGGAUAUCAUGACAGCGAGCUGAGUAUCGUCAUGGAGGAUACGCGCCGGAUUCCGAGUACCAUGAACGGCGAGACCUUUGAGGCCGGCUACCACGCCGCUACCCUCCGCCGCUACCUGUGGCGCGAGCACCUGGGCCUGCUCCCCCCUCAAAACUUUGACGCGGGCAAUGACAUCAACGCCCAGCCGCCGAGCGUGCAGCCAGACAAUGAUAUUUACGACAGGGACGAGAGCUACAAGUUUGUCGAGGAUCCGCUGGGCGACGAGCUCUGGGAUAUGUGGACGAGCCGCGCGGAUCGAAAUACGGAAAUCUUUCGUCAUUUGUUUCAUUGCGAUCCGGAUGAUCACAUCAAAACAUUUGAAGACUAUGAUAGAUAUCUGCCGCCGCGCGGCGUCAAGGCCGGCCACAUCUUUGACCAGUUCAUGCCCGCGGCCGACGCGCGGACCAAGCUGGAUGAGAUCAAGGGCCACCUGGUGUGGAUGCCCAUGGAUUUCCUCAAGGAUGCGGAGAUGGCCGAGAGGGGGUUGCAAGUCAAUACCUGGACCGAGAGUGUGUACACGUAG